GUAGUGAUGGUGAGCCUCCCGCCGUUGUUCUAGUGAGAAGCGUAUAUUAACACGACAUGUGAGGUCUUACCCAAGUAUCGAUAGUCCGGCGGAAGUGCUUGCCAUUCGAGAAAGGAUUCCAUGAAUGAUGGACUGUGUCCAGUUUCUGUGUGUGGCCAUGUUCUAUAUAUCGUUGAGCAUCGGACCAAUAUUUGUAACAGGUGAAGCUGUAUUAUACAACAGAGAGUCAUGUACGGCCUACAGAUCAAAUUUCGCCAACGAAAAGCCGACAUAUUACCGAUGGAAUGGAUCAACGAUUCGGAAUUGCAUUAUGGACUUUAGCAAAAGAACGUCUGUGAGGGAUCAUUACGUUUGCGUGGAAAUCCUAAGCUUUGAGUUUGUAGAUUGUUCAGCGGAUGUAGAGUACUAUGGAAUUAACCUUACCACUCCAGCUAGGACGUUUAAUUGUCAUAAGAGUCCUAACUCACGAACGUGGUGUUGUAAUGUCGAAGCCAUAACGAUCAAACUCCACAAUAAUCGCUCAACGAACAGCAAUUUCUUCUUCCGGGUCUUUGCAAUGGCCGCCGGAAGUGUGUACGACGAUUGUCUCCCGCCCACUACAACAACCGCAACGACGACGACCACAGACCCGUUCAACGCAGUAGUGUUGGCAGAUACUCCAGCCUGUGAUGCCAACAGAGUUAAUAUGGUGGGAGCCCAGCUUCGGUACUUUAAGUGGAAAGGGAUGUGGGGCAACAGCUGCACUGUCGGAUUUCAUAAGAAACCCGAUGUUUAUAGUGAUUCUUUAACGUGCAUAGAAAUACUGAACAUUGCUAUUCAUGACUGUUCAACACGUAUACGGUACUAUGGACUCACAACGUCCGGCCGACCAUUUAAGACGUUCACUUGUCAUACACAAGUAAGACCUCGCUGGUGCUGCAGCGUCAACACAAUCAACGUCAAGUUCGACGUCAUACACUAUACAAAUAACGACGAACUAUUCUUCGGCGUGUACAAAGUCCCGGCCGGAUUCGUCGCUGAUGAAUGUCCGGACGUGCAAAAUUUAGAUGAUUCGCAGUAUUCAAAUAGUUCCGAUACCAUACAGAAAAGUCUUUAUAAAAAUAUAGGUUUACUUACGAUACCUUUAGCUGCCUGGGUGUUAUUAAAGUUGAUCCAGCAACCCCUGCUCUAAGACUGUUAAUAAACGUGACGUCAUCAUCCGCCGGUGAUCUGGUGCCUUAUACUUACUCGUCCAUCGUUGUUCUCAUACGUUUGUACUCGUUCUGUACGUCUUACCGGGACCUUAUGGACGGCCUACGUGCAACUGUCAACGUUUUUUACUGUACAAUGAUAAAUAUAAUUGAUAAGCAAAUUAAGCAAUGUACAAAAUCUGUGUAAAUGUACAAAAUAUUCACGUGGAGUCCUUACUGAUCCGGACGUCAUAUUGGUCAGAAAUAAUACCAGUAAUAUGAACGUCUCAGUCCAUUGGAUAAAACAAAAACGAAAAUAUGUUUUUAAUAUAUUCAUAUUGUGCUGUUUCAAAUCUCAUAAAAUGCAAUUCUAUUUUUCCAUAAUGUUGUAAAAUAGACAACCCUAUUACAAUGUAUAUAUUACGUUGUUCUCUCGUUAAAAUAUUUUAUUGAGAAAAUAGAUCCUGUGAAAAUUGUUGUCAUUCUGGAAAAUUAAUAUUUUAGUUCAUGAUAUAUAAACAUAGAACUGUGAACUUAAUCAUUGUGUAUUUCCUAAUCGUGCUCUAUAACACCCAUUAAAAUGUUAUUUCGUUAUUCUGACCUGGAAAUUCCGGAUGGUGUGCUGUCCGGACUCUUACAUUCAAUCUUUAAUUUCCGUUUAACGUAUUAUCAAUAUAUAUUACAUACCUUGUUUUCUGGAUGUUAUUAAGGAGACAAAAAUGUUCGAACUAAUACGGUUUCAUUUGAUACAUAAGUUCAACUGUCUGAUGUAAAACACUGUGGAUAUAUUAACGUGAACAUGUAGAAUAAAGCUACA
This is a messenger RNA of Mizuhopecten yessoensis (Yesso scallop), 1986 nucleotides long. RefSeq lists its product as uncharacterized. The record is from RefSeq and is a predicted model, not a curated record. Lineage: Eukaryota; Metazoa; Mollusca; Bivalvia; Pectinida; Pectinidae. The transcript has 6 exons. Bases 125 to 1171 code for a protein of 348 amino acids.